UUAGGGUUGGCAAAAUCGUAAACAGAGGACGCCUAUAAAUUGUUUUCUCUUUAUCUGUAGAGAAUCAUAAUAACAUUAAAAUAUUUAAUUAAAACCGAAGAUCUAUUAGGAUAAACAUGCCGGCCUAUCACUCGCAAAUCAAGGAAGUGCGGCAGCAGGUGGGCAACAUGGCCAUCCUGCCGCUGAGGACACAGGUGCGCGGACCAGCGCCCAGUGCAAAUGUGGAGAGCGACAUCAUCGAUGAGUCACUGUACUUCUUCAAAGCGAAUGUCUUCUUUCGCACAUAUGAAAUCAAGUCGGAUGUAGACCGUGUCCUCAUCUAUGUGACGCUCUACAUAACCGAGUGCCUAAAGAAGCUGAAUCGCUCCACGAGCAAGGCUCAGGGACAGCAGGACAUGUAUAGUCUGGCCAUCUCCAAGUUCGACAUUCCUGGCGAUGCCGGUUUUCCCUUGAACGCCGUCUAUGCCAAGCCGCAGAGCGCCCAGGAUGCGGAUCUAAUGCGCCAGUACCUCCUGCAGCUGCGCCACGAAACCGGCAACCGGGUGUUGGAGAAGGUCUUUAGCACCGAGGACGGCAAGCCCAACAAAUGGUGGACCUGCUUCGCCAAGAAGAAGUUCAUGGAAAAGAGCCUGGCUGGACCUGGACAAUAAAGAGCUCUCUCCAAAAUUGAAAAAUACAAUUGAUUUGUGACACGUGAAAGUGCUUUAAAAUGUGGGUUCAUGUUGUUUAGUGUCACUGCCAAAUCGUCACUAUAAAUUAAAUAUUUAACUACAAAAAAUAGGUUAUUUAUGUCCCUAAGCUGUUUCGUUUUAACAAAAUGAUGGUAAUCUUUUUUUAAUGAAAGUUAAAGUGGAUCUUAAAAAAUCAAGCUACAUAUUUUAGGAAUAUAGUUUUAUUUACUAAAAGUUAAACCCAAUAUUUAUUAUAAUCAAAAUAAAAUGUGAACAAUAAAUUUAUUGUUUGCACUCAUUAUUUUUA
Messenger RNA from Drosophila rhopaloa, 978 nucleotides. It is a transcript of the gene Arpc3A, whose product is annotated as actin-related protein 2/3 complex subunit 3. The record is from RefSeq and is a predicted model, not a curated record. Gene Ontology annotation, cellular component: Arp2/3 protein complex; cytoskeleton. Gene Ontology annotation, biological process: regulation of actin filament polymerization; Arp2/3 complex-mediated actin nucleation. The transcript has 3 exons. The coding region runs from base 117 to 650 and encodes 177 amino acids. Gene Ontology annotation, molecular function: actin filament binding. Lineage: Eukaryota; Metazoa; Arthropoda; Insecta; Diptera; Drosophilidae.